AUGAGUUUUAUAGACUUUGCUUCUAGUCUUUGGACAAACUUUCAGAACUCUUCGCAAUUGUUUCCCUAUUUAUACAAAGAAUUGGACCGAAAAUACAAUCCAAACACCAAAAUACGAAAACUUAAAGAAAGUGACGCCGACUUAGAGACGAGUCUAUACGGAAAGGUAUGUAUAAUAACGGGCGGCAGUCGUGGCAUCGGAUCAGAAGUGGUCAAAGUGUUGCUGAAGAAGGAAUGUCAUGUCAUCACCGGUUCGUCAUCCAAGAGUGAGUCCGAGCACAUCAAACGACACGACCAACUGAUGGCAGACAUACCUAAAGGCAGAGGAAAGUUAGACAUUUGGCAUUUGGACCUCAAGUCCAUGAAUUCUGUGAGCAAUUUUGCCAAACGCUUCAAACAAACUGGUCUUCCGCUCAACUAUUUCAUCGCAAACGCGGGUAUUAUGUCUCAAAAGAACGAGAAAUUAACUGAAGACAACUUUGAGGGACAUUUGGCUGUCAAUUAUCUGAGCCAUUGUCUGCUUAUCGAUCACUUUUUGGAUGCAUUGCACGAAACGGCCAAAACAUCGAGAUCUGAAUCACGUAUUGUAUUGGUCUCAUCGGCGAUGCAUAGAGUGGGCACUAUUAAGUUCAAUGACCCGCAACUCAAAGCAACAAGGGCAACCACUUAUUUAGCUUAUGGUCAAUCAAAAUUGGCACAAAUUAUGUUUGCAAACCGUAUGACCCGAUGGCUGGAGGAGACGGGCAAUGAUUGGCGGCAAUCAAUUACUGUCAAUAGUUUGCAUCCGGGAAUAUGUAAUACAGAACUGCUCACACAUAUGCCAAUGGUUCAGGAAUUAAAGCCAAUGGCAGCCCAGGCCUUCCGA
Molecule: messenger RNA, 864 nt
Organism: Medioppia subpectinata
Lineage: Eukaryota; Metazoa; Arthropoda; Arachnida; Sarcoptiformes; Oppiidae
Source: the annotation of a GenBank genome assembly